AUGAACCCCAGCGGGCAUUUCGGCGGGCUCGCCGAGAUCGGCGGCGCCCCCAUCAUAAUUGUCGAAGGCGAGCAGAACAAGUCGCGACUCACAGGCCUUGAGGCGCGGAAGGCAAACAUCCAGGCCUGUCUGGACGUGGCGAACAUGAUCAAGACGUCAUUCGGACCCAGAGGCCUGGACAAGAUCAUCACCACGAAGGACGGCGACUUGGUAGUCAGCAACGACGGAGCAAUUAUUUUGAAGCACUUGCCGAUCUCGCACGAGUGCGCAAAGCUAUUCGUGGACUUGAGCCGAAGUCAAGACAUGCAGAUCGGCGACGGCACGACGGGGAUCGUGAUUUUGGCGGGCGCGCUGCUUGAGCAAGCGCUCGAGCUGCUGGACAUGAAGAUCCACCCGAUCAAGAUCGCGGACGGCUUCGACUUUGCGGCCACCGUCGCGAUCGACUGGCUGCACGCGCACCACGCGGCCGUAGAACUCGCGAGCGAGACGCAGCUGCUGCAAGUUGCGAAAACUUCGCUGUGCUCGAAGAUCAUCAGUGCGAAGGCCGACCUGUUCGCGGACAUGUGCGUGCGCGCGGUUCUGGGCGUCGCGGACGUCGCGCGGCGUGACUGCUGUCUGGACCUAAUCUCGGUAGAAUGCAAGCCGGGCGGCAGUCUGGAGGAGUCGUUGAUGGUGAACGGCAUCGCGCUGGACAAAGAGUUCUCGCACUCGCAGAUGCCGAAAACUGUGAACGACGCGCGCAUCGCGCUGCUCUGCUGCCCGUUUGAGCCGCCGAAGCCGAAGACGAAGCACAAACUCGAGAUCUCCAGCGCCGCGGCCUACGACGCGCUCGCGGAGCAGGAAGCCGCGUACUUCAGCAACAUGGUGCAGCGCGUGGCGGAGAGCGGCGCGACGGUUGUGAUUUGCCAGUGGGGUUUCGACGACGAGGCAAACCACUUGCUGCUGAAAGCCGGCAUUCCGGCGGUGCGCUGGGUCAGCGGAAAAGAGCUUGAGAUGAUCUCGCUAGCGACCGGCGCGCAACUGGUCGCGCGCUUCGAAGACCUGUCGGCAGAGAGACUCGGCCGUGCACAAACAGUCCGCGAAGUCUCGGUGGGCACGGAGGACCAGCGCAUGGUGCUGAUCGAGGGAUGUCCGACGCAAAAAGCGGUGUCGAUACUGAUCUGCGGGUCCAACCGCUCGGUCGCGGACGAGGCGAAGCGCUCCGUGCACGACGCGAUCUGCACGGUGCGCAACUUGGUGGUCAACCCCGCGGUCGUGCCCGGCGGCUGCGCGAGCGAAAUCGCGUGCAGCCUCGCCGUGUCCGCGGCAGUGCCGUCGCAAGUCUCGCACCGCCAGUUCGCGGUGCAGGCGUUUGCGGACGCGCUGCUGAAGCUUCCGCAGCAGCUCGCCGCUAACGCGGGUUUUCAGGGCUUCCAGGUCGCCACCGCAGCGCGCGCCGCGCAGCUGCAGCUGCAAGACUCGAGCAUCGGCAUCGACUGCAGCUCUGGCGAGCCGCGCUCCAUGUCCGCAGCCGGCGUCUUCGAAAGCUUGGACUCCAAAGUGCACCAGAUUCUGCUGGCCACGCAGAUCGUAAAAAUGGUGCUGCGCAUCGACGACGUGAUCGAGUGUGACAAGUCGCAGCAGCUGCGCUAG
Dermatophagoides pteronyssinus (European house dust mite) is the source of this 1632-nucleotide messenger RNA. RefSeq names its product T-complex protein 1 subunit epsilon-like. Lineage: Eukaryota; Metazoa; Arthropoda; Arachnida; Sarcoptiformes; Pyroglyphidae. The record is from RefSeq and is a predicted model, not a curated record.